AUGCCGCGGGAGCCCUACCAACGUUGCAGCCAGGCCAUCUUCGAAGCUUGGCUCAAGAAGAAAAUCCAAGCCGAGCCACUCAUCGACUCGCACUUUGGAUGGAAAUUCGACGCCUUCACCGAGAUUGAAGGUGGGGUCGAGUCCAUCAUCAUUGAUACUGCGAGUGGAGAGAACCACAUAGUACGGAGUCAAUAUCUCGCAGGCUGCGAUGGAGCCGGUAGCCGUGUACGGAAGAAUAUUAAGAGUGAGCUGCUUGGUGGCCCUACACCCGCAGCCAGGUAUCUCGUUCAUUUCAAGUCUCGAGACCUCUCGAAGCUUCAAAAACAAGGUCAAUUCUGGCACAUUUUCUUCACCAGCGGAAGUGUUAUCAUAUCGCAAGACGAAGUUGAUACCUGGACUGCUCACUUGCCUAUAUCUCUCGACACGGACUGGAAAUCACUAGACCCAGAGGAGGCCAUUUACAAGGUCCUAGGGGGCUCACACGCCCCAUUUCAUAUCAAGGUCGACGAGGUACUUGUAUGCAGCUCCUGGCGCCCAAGCAUUGCUUUUGCACAAAAGUACGCUACAGACAGCCUCCGAGUCUUCCUUGCGGGAGACUCUGCCCACCAAAAUAUCCCAACUGGAGGAUAUGGCAUGAACACUGCUGUGGGCGACAGUUUCGACCUUGGAUGGAAGCUCGCAGCUGUCGUCAAUGGCUGGGGCGGGAGUCAUCUACUACGGUCGUAUGAGAUUGAGCGCAAGCCAGUAGCCAUCCGCAACAUCGAACGUUCAGGCGUCCACCACAAAGUUCACCAGGACUACACCGAGUGGAUAGCGGAAGCCGGUCCAGGAGCUCUCACGUCCAGCACCGACGAAGGCGCGGCUCUCUGGGAACGCAUCAAGACGCAUGUUCUUUCACAUGAUGGUGAAAAUAAAGGCCAUGGUGUUGAGAUGGGAUACAGAUACAACGGUUCCCCCAUUGUCGUGGAAGACGCUCAUGACACAGAAGCAGAACCGGAAUGGAACUACCGUGACUAUGUCCCAUCUACCUGGCCAGGCGCACGAGCGCCACAUGUCUAUCUCGACGAUGGUAAAACGAGCAUAUUUGACCAUUUUGGACCAGGAUUCACCCUUGUCGACUUUACCUUGGAUGGGAGAUGGGUCGCUCAAUUCGAUGCCAUUGCAUCACGACUUCAGGUCCCUCUUAAACUGGUGCCCUUACCACUGGAGCAACAUGCUAGAAGAGUUUGGGGCCGAGAUGCUGUCUUGAUCCGCCCCGACGAUCAUGUUGCGUGGCGAUCCCCCGUCCACAAAGAGGAGGACGACAUUGAGCGAGUCCUCAAAAUCGCAACUGGCCGAGAUGCGCUGGAACCAAGCGAUAAGAAUACCUCAGACUAUAUGCUCGAGUCUGUCAAAAAGUCAGGGUUCACUGGAACCGUGGGAAACAUGGGACGGACCCCUGUGAAGCAGCUGGCUGAGUUCCAAAAGUGA
Ilyonectria robusta is the source of this 1470-nucleotide messenger RNA. Its product is annotated as FAD binding domain-containing protein. The record is from RefSeq and is a predicted model, not a curated record. Gene Ontology annotation, molecular function: FAD binding. The transcript is spliced from 2 exons. NCBI's taxonomy places the organism in Eukaryota, Fungi, Ascomycota, Sordariomycetes, Hypocreales, Nectriaceae. The coding region runs from base 1 to 1470 and encodes 489 amino acids.